Stegostoma tigrinum is the source of this 1023-nucleotide messenger RNA. RefSeq names its product N-alpha-acetyltransferase 10, NatA catalytic subuni (gene naa10). The record is from RefSeq and is a predicted model, not a curated record. Gene Ontology annotation, molecular function: protein N-terminal-serine acetyltransferase activity; protein-N-terminal-glutamate acetyltransferase activity. Gene Ontology annotation, cellular component: NatA complex. Gene Ontology annotation, biological process: N-terminal peptidyl-glutamic acid acetylation. NCBI's taxonomy places the organism in Eukaryota, Metazoa, Chordata, Chondrichthyes, Orectolobiformes, Stegostomatidae.
UUGGCCGGCAUUGGAGAGGCGGGGCCGGGCUUUUGACCAAUGGGGAUAGGUCAGGUGAUUCCCCGGUCGUCGGAGGACGGUCGGCGAGGGAGAGAGUGAGAGAUAGCGGGAAGAAAAUGAAUAUCCGCAACGCCCGGCCCGAGGACCUGAUGAACAUGCAGCACUGCAACCUGCUGUGCCUACCGGAGAACUACCAGAUGAAAUACUAUUUCUACCAUGGUCUGUCGUGGCCACAGCUCUCGUACAUUGCAGAGGACGAGAACGGAAAGAUUGUGGGCUAUGUCCUGGCAAAAAUGGAAGAAGAUCCUGACGAUGCCCACGGCCACAUCACCUCCCUGGCGGUGAAGAGAUCCCAUCGGCGACUUGGAUUGGCUCAGAAGCUCAUGGACCAGGCGUCAAGAGCCAUGAUCGAGAAUUUCAACGCUCGCUACGUCUCCCUGCAUGUCCGGAAGAGCAAUCGAGCGGCAUUACACCUGUACUCGAAUACGCUCAACUUCCAGAUCAGCGAGGUGGAGCCCAAGUACUACGCCGAUGGAGAGGACGCGUACGCGAUGAAACGGGACCUGACUCUCAUGGCUGAUGAGUUCAGGAAACAGGCCGACACGAGGGAGAGGCUGAAACCCCUGGUGCUGGCGUCGCUGGAUCACCGGGUCCCGAGCCGGUCGAACCACGUGGUGGAUUGCUGCCGGGACGAGAAGUGCCCGUCCGGGCCCAGGCCCGGGGUCGAGGACAGCGGCGACAGCAAGGAUGUCAGCGAGGUCAGCGAGGCGACGGAGAGCACGGACGUCAAGGACAGCUCAGAGAACUCCGACUCGGCUUCGUAGGCUUCAUCGCCCUCGCCGACAACCCCACCCCUCCUCCUGCGGACAUGGGGGGUGCGGGGGCUCGCAUCGUGCGGUCCCUUUCGCAGCCAUCGGACCCACCGGGCCUCGGCACCGCCCUAUUUGCCGUGCAGAUGCCUGAGAAAUCUUCGUAAAGCAACUGGGCUCCCGGGCACACGGAAUAAAGAGCAUUUGUAACGGA